Oryza sativa Japonica Group (Japanese rice) is the source of this 1345-nucleotide messenger RNA. Its product is annotated as peroxidase P7. Gene Ontology annotation, biological process: response to oxidative stress; hydrogen peroxide catabolic process. The record is from RefSeq and is a predicted model, not a curated record. Lineage: Eukaryota; Viridiplantae; Streptophyta; Magnoliopsida; Poales; Poaceae. Gene Ontology annotation, molecular function: peroxidase activity; heme binding.
UCUGCUUCCACGCACUCGAUCGAGCUUAACUAAUUAACCAUCAGUAGCAAAUUAAGCCUCGACCAGCUAAUCAAUUAAUUGAGCUUGUGCUGUUAGCCGUGUCAUCUAUAGCUCGCUAGCUUGCCAUGGUGUCCUCUGCUAUGGCGGCGGUGGCGGUGGCGUUUGCUGUAGUGGUGGCCGCGACGAUGAGCAGCGCGCAACUUGACCCGCACUUCUACGACGGCUUGUGCCCGGCGGCGCUGCCCACCAUCAAGCGGAUCGUCGAGGAGGCCGUCGCGGCGGAGCCCCGCAUGGGCGCCUCGCUCCUGCGCCUGCACUUCCACGACUGCUUCGUCAACGGUUGCGACGGGUCCAUCCUGCUGGACGACACGCCAUUCUUCACGGGGGAGAAGAACGCGGCGCCCAACAUGAACUCCGUCCGCGGCUUCGACGUCAUCGACCGCAUCAAGGACGCCGUCAACGCCGCCUGCCGCCGCAACGUCGUCUCCUGCGCCGACAUCGUCGCCGUCGCCGCGCGCGACUCCAUCGUCACCCUGGGAGGGCCGUCGUACCACGUGCCGCUGGGCCGGAGGGACGCGCGGACGGCGAGCCAGGCGGCGGCGAACAGCAGCAUCCCGGCGCCGACGCUCAACCUCGACGGCCUCGUCUCCAGCUUCGCCGCGCAGGGCCUCUCCGUGCAGGACCUCGUCCUCCUCUCCGGCGCCCACACGCUGGGCUUCUCCCGCUGCACCAACUUCCGCGACCGCCUCUACAACGAGACGGCCACGCUCGACGCCUCCCUCGCCGCGUCGCUCGGGGGGACCUGCCCGCGUACCGCCGGCGCCGGCGACGACAACCUCGCGCCGCUCGACCCGACGCCGGCGAGGUUCGACGCCGCGUACUACGCCUCGCUGCUGCGCGCCAGGGGGCUCCUGCACUCGGACCAGCAGCUGUUCGCCGGCGGCGGCCUCGGCGCCACCGACGGGCUCGUCAGGUUCUACGCCGCCAACCCGGACGCGUUCCGGCGAGACUUCGCCGAGUCCAUGGUGAGGAUGGCCAGCCUGAGCCCGCUCGUCGGGAGCCAAGGCGAGGUCCGCGUCAACUGCAGGAAGGUGAACUACUACUAGCAAGAACGCGAGAUGGCCUAAAUUAAAUGAGUUCCGAAUGAAUUAAUAGUGCUUAAGUAUGUUAAUUAAUUACCUUCUCCUGUGGAUGAGAGUUCUUCAUUGUGGUUUAAUUAGCUCAUUUAAUUCAGUUUGUGUGAGUGAAGUGAAUAUUGUUUAAACGUUCUGGUGUUCUUUGAUUUUCAUUUCCUCUUGUAAUAGUGAUGAGUUCAAAAGUUAAAUGCACUGAGUUUUUGUACGCA